This is a messenger RNA of Thunnus maccoyii (southern bluefin tuna), 3519 nucleotides long. Its product is annotated as epidermal growth factor receptor kinase substrate 8-like protein 1. Gene Ontology annotation, cellular component: vesicle; plasma membrane; ruffle membrane. Gene Ontology annotation, biological process: regulation of Rho protein signal transduction; positive regulation of ruffle assembly; Rho protein signal transduction. Lineage: Eukaryota; Metazoa; Chordata; Actinopteri; Scombriformes; Scombridae. Gene Ontology annotation, molecular function: actin binding. Bases 600 to 2603 code for a protein of 667 amino acids. The record is from RefSeq and is a predicted model, not a curated record. The transcript is spliced from 19 exons.
AUGUGUCGAUUUUUUUUUAAAUUUUUUACACUUCAUCAAUUAAUCGUCAAUAAAAUGUCCACUUUAAUUUGCUUUUAUUUUAUUUUUUAUUAUUAUUACUGAUGCACUAUUCACUAUUCUUCUUAUACUGUGGGGAAUUUUUAUGUAAUUUGACACAUAAUAUUUAUACGCUCAUCAUAUACUUGUAGUACGCAAAAUCUUGAACUUCAAAGUACUAAACUAGUACUAUAGCUCUUAAGUAAAUUUAAUGGAUAAAAAAUACAAUAUUCCCCACUGAAUUGUAAUAGAGAAGAAGAAUAAAGUAGUAGAAAAUGGAUAUACUCGAGCAAAAAAUGUAAUGUAAUUUUGUAAUGAAAGGGUCGCAAGGGCUGUUGACACUUUUAAAUGAACUCGACAACUAUUUGCACCUAUUUAGCUCAUUUACACUGGGCCGCAUGGUUGAGUCCAAAUAACUCUCAUACACACAUGAAGGCCGUGAACGCAGCAUAAGCUUAACUGUUAUUUAUUUUCCAACAUGUAGCUGUAUGAUGCCUGGUGAACACGCAGUUCAACAGUGAAAAUUGGACUACAGCAACUUUUUCUGACACAGUAGAGGAAGGAUGACAAACAUCUCACGAUAUCUUGUUAACCACCUGCUGACAUUCUCGCUCCAGGAUGGCGAUGUGCAUAGCGUUGAGGAAGCCCAGUCGCGCUUCUCUAUGCUGGCUCAGAACAAAAAGCUGUGGAUUCAACAGAUGUUCCUGGAUGUUGGAGCGCAGGCCGUUCAUCUCCGGGACACACAGAGCCAGGAUGAGCUAGAGUACUACUCUUUCAAAUCCAUCUACCGCUGCGACGCCAUCAACACAGAAAAACUCUUCCCAUCCCUGCUUCUGCUAGUCUGCCAAGGCGCCGACCAGAAGAAGCCGGACAUUCACUUCUUCAGCUGUGAGACCGUGAAGGCGGAGAAAAUUUGUGACGUCAUCGCACGCGCGGUUUCAGGUUCCUCCACCAACAGGAGUAAGAAGCUUCCUGAUGCCGUCAGGCUUCCUCAGAGCGGGGGAGAGAUGAUCGAUCCCUACGAAAUACCAAACCCCCCCAUCCCACAUGCUCCAAAUCCCCCACCAGCCAACCCUCCACCUUACCCUGGACCCAGAGCCAACGGCGUGAACGGCGGACCCGACGUCUCUUUCCUGCGAGCGGAGAGAGAAGUGGGGAUCCUCAAUCACUGUUUUGACGACAUUGAGAACUUCAUGGCCAAGCUGCAGCAGACGGCAGAGGCUGCAACGGUGCUGAGCCAGAGGAAGAAGAAAAAGAAGAAAAGCAAAAAGCAAAGUGCUGAAGAGGAUUUACUCACUGCAAAGGCUCGUCCCCCACCAGAGGAGGAAUUCAUUGAUAUCUUCCAGAAAUUCAAAUAUUGCUUCAGCCUGCUGGCCCGUCUGAAAUCAACCAUCUCCAACCCUUCAUCAGAGGAGCUGGUUCAUCAUGUAUUCAAACCUCUGGAUAUGAUGGUGAAAACGACAGGGGGACCAGGUCUCGGAGCCUCGGUGAUCAGCCCCGCCCUGACUAGCUCUGCUGUGUCCCUGCUACAAGACAACCUGAAUGAGGAGGAGCGGCAGCUGUGGACGUCUCUGGGCCACAACUGGACACUCCCUCGCUCUCAGCUCAGAGGGCCUGUACCUCCGUACACCCCUGUGUUCUCAGAUGGCUGGAAGCCAGAAGCCUUGAGGGCAGACGGGCAGGUUUGGGAGGAUCCAGUCGAGUCACAACACAAACAUGAAGCCCUCCGAGUAAAACAAGAGCAGCAACAGCCACCACAGCCAUCCGGGCCUCCCGACACCCACGUCAUCAAUGAAACAGACGGCAGCACACUCCCACCAGAGCCCGAGAGACUCUACAGCUGCAGCUACCCCUUCAUCGCCAGGAACAGCAGCGAGCUUUCAGUGCAGCAGGGCGAGACGCUAGAGGUGAUUGAAUCAUCCAAGCGCUGGUGGAAAUGUCGUAAUCGGUUCAACCAGAUCGGCUUUGUUCCCUUCAACAUCCUGGAACCCAUGGCUCACAUAGACAGCCCUGUCACCAACAAACCCCCCAGCGCUCCAGCCCCGCCUCCCCUCGCCAAGACUUUCUCUGCAGUCCCACCCAGCCCUCCUGCUGCUCCACCCCAGACCCCGUCACCCCAGCGCCCACGCAGCUUACCGCCGUACAGCCAACAUAUACCAGCUGCAGAGGACACAGAUAAAGUCAUGUUGGUGAAUGACGAGCUGCUCCAGAGGCUGACCAAUGGAAAGGCCCAUCUGAACAAACCCCUGGUCAUCCCUCGUUCCUCGGACACCUCCGUUCCUCUGAACUACACCUCCCCUCCAGAGGAAGUAGCCGAGUGGCUCAGAGGGAAGGGCUUCAGUGAACCGACGGUGUCAUGUUUGGGAGUGCUGACAGGCCCCCAGCUCUUCUCCCUCAACAAGGAAGAGCUACGAGCUGUGAUUCCAGAUGAGGGCGCCAGAGUGUACAGCCAGCUCACUGUGCAGAAAUCUAUGCUAGAGGAUGCCAGAAGGGCCACAGAGUUGGAGGCAGUCAUGGAAAAGCAGAAAAUGAAGGUUGAUCUGAAACUGGAGAGCAGCACAUUGUGAGGAGCAGGUGUCUACAUCACGAGGAGUGUCGGAUGAGGGGAUUGUGUUCUUCUGGUAGAGCUGUCACUUAACAACGGACUCUUGAAUUUUUAAAUAUAUUUACCAGAGAACAAACACUCGACAGUGACUUCAAACAUGUCUAUGAAGGGCAUCAUGCCAUCAUGGUCAUUAUGACAUAUCUGGUUCAUCUCAAGACCAAAGUAUUUGGCAGUGAUUGAGAAAUGAAGCUUUUAAUUGAAGCAGGACUGUGCUAAUUAGAUAAUUUAACAUUAAAAUUCAUUUCUUUGUAAAAUAUCUUCAAUUUCAUGUGAAGUUUUCUUCACAUCUAAUUUCUGCUUAGGACUAACUUAAACAAGCUGUAUUUAUCUUUUGUUUGUAAAAUACUAAUGUAAUAAUUCAUCCAUGAUUAACACACCGUCCAUGACGAGAAACUCCAGCACGCAAUAAAGGUUCAAAUGUGAUUUUUUUUUAAUUGAGAACUUAAAGAAAGAUUUCCAGCAGAACAUAAACAGAUAUGACUUCACACAUUAGGUAAAGCAAUGCAUCCUUUAAAAUCUGCUUUACAUUUAAUUAUACAUUUAUUCAUGAAGGAAUUUGUCCAAAUUGGGUCAAAAUUUCAAUUUAUGACUAAUAAUAAAAGGUGUGUACAGUUUUAGCAUAAUUUCCAUUGUAUCAUUUCUGAACCUACUGCUUCACAUGCCGACACUAACUCUGCCAUUCUUACCAUUUAUUUUCAGUAUGUUAAAUAACAGAAAUUAUGAUAGAAACAAAUUAUAAAACAAGAGACUUGCCACCAAUUUAAACAAGCAUUUACUUAUACAGGCCAAUCUGACCCGUUUCCCUUCACUACUGGCAGCAUAAAAUAAAACUUGAUCAGUUAAAAAAAAAAAAAAAAAAAGAAAACAGGACAUGUUGA